Molecule: messenger RNA, 1966 nt
Organism: Osmerus eperlanus (European smelt)
Lineage: Eukaryota; Metazoa; Chordata; Actinopteri; Osmeriformes; Osmeridae
Product: complement component C1q receptor-like
Exons: 1
Coding region: 160-1890 (576 amino acids)
Biological process (GO): cell migration
Cellular component (GO): extracellular matrix; external side of plasma membrane
Molecular function (GO): extracellular matrix binding; calcium ion binding; extracellular matrix protein binding
Source: RefSeq, a predicted model, not a curated record
UUUCCGUCUUCAGUCUGUUCACAAAACAGGAUACAGGAGUUUGAACGUUGAAUUAGAAUUCUCACCACUCUGUGUUUUUGCCUCAUGGAUUUUAAACGUAUCUGCCAAUGGAGCAUAUUGAUAUGAAUUGAAAUUUAUAGUUUAUCUUUUGUAGCAAUAAUGUUCUUAAAUCUUUUACUACUGCUCCACAUCUGUGGGUCAAUGGGAACCACAGACAACAUUGCUGCAAGUCUAUGUUCAUCUGAAGCCUGUUUUACCUUACACAUGGAAAAAGUGAUCUUUGAGGAUGCUCGAAAGAAAUGUGAAGACAAUGGAGGUUACUUAUUUACAACUAAGAACAACACUGAGAAAGCCCAGCUCCAAUCAAUUCUUUCUCAUGUUGAUGGAAAAAAUCGACGGUGGGACCUAACAUUUUGGAUCGGAUUAAAAUUACGCAAAGGGGAGUGCGUUACAGAUAGAUCAAGUCUGAAGGGCUUUAAGUGGAUAUCCGGCAUGAACUUUGACCAGUAUUCAAACUGGGACAGGGAGCCCCUCCGUACAUGUACAGAGGACAGGUGUGUCACAAUACAUUAUGAUGUAUCAAGCAACAGCGAGUUGAAAUGGACUGAUGGAUCAUGCAAGGAUACAGCUUUUUAUGCAUGCAAGUUCUACUUCAAAGAGAUGUGCAAACCUCUGUCAUUGGCAAGACAAGGAAAAAUUUACUACACUCCACCUUUUGCCAAAAACCCUUUAAAUGAAGCUAAUAGUCUGAAUUCUUUGCCAAUAGGGACAUUUGCUGAGGUAACGUGCGGUGAUGACAGUAGUUCACAGAUUUUCACCAUUUGUAAAGCAAUGAACACCUGGACUAACCCUGGUCCAUUUUGUACAUCAGACAACCAAAGUUGCGACUUAAAAAAUGGUGGAUGUGACCAUUUCUGCUUGGAUGUAAAAGCUGGUGGCGUACGCUGCGAAUGCAAGGAUGGCUUUGAACUGGGAAAUGACCAAGUAUCUUGUGAAGCAAAAGACUAUUGCCACGGUUCCCCAUGCCAAUAUCAAUGCAAAACAAGUGGCGCAGGCUUUUCAUGUGUAUGCCCAAAGGGUCUCCAACUGGACAAAGACUUAAUUGGAUGUGUUGAUAUUAAUGAAUGCCAGAUGCAGGCCUGUGAUGAUCAUGAUUGUGUCAACACGCAAGGUAGCUACAUGUGCGUGUGUAGGGUGGGAUACAAAAUGGUCGGUGGCAAAUGUCACGACAUAGACGAGUGUACUGAAUCUAGAUGUUCUCAGAUAUGUCUGAACUCCCAAGGGUCAUUCUCCUGCCAUUGUAUUGCUGGUUUUAUUGCAUCAGAAGAUGGACAUGCCUGUAUAGACAUCGAUGAAUGCCUUAAUAAUGUACGAUGUGAGUACAAAUGCAAAAAUACUAUAGGCGGUUUCAAGUGCUUGUGUCCUAAUAACUUUAGAUUACAUCAGAAUGGACUUACAUGCAUUGAAGAUUUAACAAUUGAUUCCACUGCUGAACCAACAGGGAGUCGUUCAAUCUCGGUGACUCAUGGCAAGACAAUAGAAUCUCAAACCAUGUCUGAUGAAUUAAAAAACAAACAUGCGUACACAGACGCACCCCCUUCAGACAACGUGAGCAUGCAUGAGCAGACUCUUGGCAAAGUUACUUUGGAAACAAAUGCUCCGAACAGCAAAACAUUUAAUUCCAGGCUGUUGGUAUGGUAUGCUAUUGGUUCAGUUGUUCCACUAGUUCUUUUAAUUGCAGUAACCAUUGGUAUAGUUAUAUUUCGAUGUGAUCGUUCUAAAAGAAACAUAAAGAAGAAAAACCUAACUGCUGAUAGCUAUUGUUGGGUUUCCUCUGGUUUAGAAACUCAGUUAGAAAGACUGAAUGGGUCAGUGUUGACAAACAGAUGACCUCUAAUGAUUUGACAUUUGUGAAAGCUGUUCCUUUUAGCUCUAUUUAUAGCAUCAUUUUAAAUAUUAUUUUUUU